Clonostachys rhizophaga is the source of this 1446-nucleotide messenger RNA. The record is from the annotation of a GenBank genome assembly. Lineage: Eukaryota; Fungi; Ascomycota; Sordariomycetes; Hypocreales; Bionectriaceae.
AUGAGUUACGGCGCGCCCCAUGCCCCCGGCGGCGGCGCAUCCUCAGAUCCGGCUGCAGCCCUCCGGGGCGCCUCCCUGGCCUUCAGCAAGAAGAAGCCGCCCGCGCCCCCUCCCCCGUCCAAGGGCAGCAAUGGCGCCCUCGCCGCCGCCACGCUGAGCUCCCAGAGCACGGGCGGGAGCGUCAACGGCCUGCCGGACAUGGACGCGGCCGCGGCGAGGAGCAUCGUCGCUGGGAGGAUGCAGCAGCUGGCCGCGGCCUCGGGCCAGCAGCAUAACCAGCACCAGCAGUACGGGAGUCACCUGCAGACGCCGCCGAGGGUCGAUCCGAAGAGCACGAGUUUCAUCGCCGCUACCCUGGCGGCGAGCCGUAAUGGGAGUCCGAGCCCGCCGAAGCCCGCCGCUGCGUCCCCGGCACCUAGGAGGAAGGCCAGCGUGGGCGCUAUGAGCUCGCAGAACCAGGCUCCCGAAGGCCGAACAAAACCCAUUCCCAGCAAGCCCAAAGGAGAUCGCAGCCAGGCACCCGCACCACCAAAGCCCCGGGGAAGCUCUAAGCCGUUAACCAAGGUUUCUUCGAAUCGUGAUACAGACAGCCCGGAGCCGAUUGGGCUGCACCGUACAAAAACAACUGAUACGAUGGAUUCAGCAAAUGAUGUAUUCGUCUCUGCCCCAACCUCGCCUGAGCUUGCCAAAUCUGCCCCGGCCUUCCCACCCCGCCAUCGGAAAACGGCGAGCGGGCCACCAUCACCAACUAGAGAUGUGCAGCGGCAACGCUCAACUACCGCGUCCUCGACCAACAAGAGCCAGGCCCUGGAUUCCUUAACGAGCGCCAUCAUGGCUGGGUCUUUGGCCGCUGCUCGUUUAACGCCCCAUAGCACAGGAACCUCGUUGCCCCCUCCCGUAACGCCGAUACGGCAGAAAUCACCGCGCCUUCGCCAGACGCUUCGAGGCCCUGUCGACUCAUCUGAUGAUGAGGAGGAUCGACAUAAGAAGAAUCACCGGCACAAGCUGCGAAGCGGGAAGCACGCCCAUCACGAGGGCUCCCGCAGGAGAUGGCGAGAUGAGGUCACGCCCAGGGAGCGCAAGCGUUACGAGGCCGUGUGGGCGUCCAACCGUGGCAUCCACCUGCCCCACGCCGCUUCGCCCUCGGCGUCCAGCCUCAGCAGCAGCGGCAGGGACAAUCUCAAGGACUUUUCACACUCGGUGGCCAACGUCGUCGUGAGGGAGGUCUGGAAGCGAUCGCGGCUCCCCGAGGAUGAGCUGAUCGAGGUGUGGGAUCUCGUCGACCGUGAUAAGAGAGGCGUGCUGAGCAGGCAGGAAUUUGUGGUCGGGAUGUGGCUGAUAGACCAGCGCCUCAAAGGGAGGAAAAUCCCGACCAAGGUCAGCGAGAGUGUGUGGGGGAGUGCUAGUGGGAAUGGGUUGAUGGUCAUCAAGCCAAAGGCGAAAUAA